AUGCCAAGUUGGCGUAAAUUCCGCCUGGCGCUUAUUGUAAUUGUAGAGGGUGUUUUGCUUUGUCGGAGCCAACCAGUUAAGGCAUCAGCUGAAGUUGUUGAGAUGGUCAAAGAUGUAGACUUCUUUCUCAAAUACCCAUGGGGUCGCCACUCCUUUCACAGGAUGCUUAGAAUGGUUAAAGUUGGAAGCUAUCUUGAAGACGCAGACUCGCUAGUUGCCAAGCUGAAACAAUCGUCCGUCGCUGUCCAUGGUUUUCCUCUUGCUAUUCAGUUGUUUGCUCUUAAAUAUAUUCCUUUGCUCCUCACAAUCCUGCCCAAUGGUGAGGAUCAGUCUACUUUCCUUGACCGAAUCAUUCAUCAUCUCCCUAAGUGCAAGUCUUUCCAUACUUCAAACAUUUUACGUCUUGAAUAUUCGAGUAAUGUGCGUUCUUAUUCUGUGACUAUUUCCUUCUUCUAUUUCUUUCUGUCUGUUAUACCACCUCAUAUUCUUUAUACUUUGCAGCUUUGUGUUUUGCACCCGCAAAAUCCUGACCCUGCCUUUGUAGCAUCUGAACAUUGUGACCCCAAGGUUAAGGAGUUGGAGAGACUUAUUGCAUCAUCGUUUCAGUUCACAAACGAUGUCUGGUCUGGUGGUGAUGCAUCUCUGCCGUCACUCACCUCUUCCCGCAAACGUAAGUCCAUUCCUUCCAGGUCUGCAAGUUCAAGUUCGGGUCCUGAAGAUUUUUGUAAACAAAAAAAGCGGGUUGGCCACCGUUCUUCUGUCAAGAUCCGCGGAAAUGCAGAUACCCUUAUUGAGAAACAUCUUAAAAGCUUCAAGGCAUCUCUGCUUGUUGAGCUUAGUCACCUCAUUCAGCACAGUCAUCAGAGUACUAGGCGCGGUGUACCUCCUGUCAACAAGUCCUCUAUUGUUUCACCAGCAGUAUCUUCUUCGCCUGUCCGGAAUACACGUUCUGGCUGUGCUGGACUAUCUGCGGGAUCAUUCUCCAAGCGUUCUGCUAGCAAUACAAGAUCGUCAUCCAGUAAUGCUAAACAUUCACCUAUCUGUCAUCCUGCUGUCGGUUCUGCACAUACUGUUUUAUCGCCUGGUAAAUGCCUUGAAUCAAUGGUGGAUUCGGAGGCUGUAGGUUUUACAGGCUUUCAACAUCUCGACACUGAUGUUCUACCUCCUGAGGUUUCUUCUCCCUCUGUUACUGGGAGCCACGCUCAUGGAGUUACAGGUUCUCAGUCCAUUAGUCCGGUUGUGCUUCCAUGUCCUGUUGUAAAGCCACUUGUUCAGGUGAACGCAUGUCAGCUUAAUGCCUGUAAACCUGAUUCUAAGGAGGAAUCAUGUUUUAUUCACCCAACACCAGUUCAACCUUCUGUCUUCGUUCUAAAGAAUAUAUCCCAAAGAGUGACCCGCCAAACUUGUUCAUCUGCUACGCAAUGUCCUGCAACCGAUGGGGUGUCUGCCAUGUUAGGUCAAGUACCUUCUGCAACCGGUCUUUCUGUUGUCAUGGAUCGGUGUCCUCGCCUUCCCAUUGCGCCUCCUACAAAACAGCUACCAUUGGGUGGACCUGCUAUGAACCUGCGUAGCAAAAAAAAUGUCAGUCACCCUGAUGUCAAAGCAAUGAUUCCAUACAUUCUAAGUACACUUGGGACCCCCAAUUCAGCUACUGUUUCCAAGUUUCGCAGCAAGCUCUCUAAAAUGGGCAAGAGUUCAUACACUAUCAAUGGCCACUCAUACCCUUCUACUUUCUUCACUGAGCUAUCAAAACCUCAGAACUGGGUUUCCAGCUUGCACAUUGACUGCAUUGUCAGCUUUCUUUGGCAAAAACAUGGUGCUUUCCUCGCUACCCGCCGCAUUACUAUCCUCAACUCCAUGUUCACCUCAAUGAUGGAAAAUAAGUUUGUCAAUUUCAGCCAACACGUCAAUACACUGACAUAUGCAUGGCACCCACUGUUGACGGCUUAUGUUCGUGGUCUGGUUGACGGUCGUACUUGUAAGUUGGAGUGGCUCAAAGAUGUAGACAUUAUUUACCUCCCUAUGAAUUGGGGUAAGAGGCAUUGGGUCGCAAUAGCCAUUGACCUUCCCAAAGGUCAUAUUGACAUUCUUGACCCGUUUGAAGAUUGCACCUCUGCUAGAAAGGUUGCCUCCUACAUGGCUCCUAUUGCUCAGAUGCUGCCUUGUUUGCUUCGCUCUGUUUGUGAAGAUGUUCCAUCCACUUGGCCAGCAACUGGCUUUACCUUCACGCGAAUGACUGGUCUCGCACAGAAUGACCGUGGUGGGGACUAUGGUCCAAUGUCUCUGAAAUUUAUUGAACUUCACUCAUAUCAGCUUACAUCGCACCUUCAAGAACUUACAAAGAAGACUAUUGACAACAUUCGAAUGCGCUACGCCAUUGAUCUGUAUGAAGAAUAUGUGUCCCACGUUUAA
Arabidopsis lyrata subsp. lyrata is the source of this 2412-nucleotide messenger RNA. RefSeq lists its product as uncharacterized. Gene Ontology annotation, biological process: proteolysis. Lineage: Eukaryota; Viridiplantae; Streptophyta; Magnoliopsida; Brassicales; Brassicaceae. The transcript is spliced from 5 exons. The coding region runs from base 1 to 2412 and encodes 803 amino acids. Gene Ontology annotation, molecular function: cysteine-type peptidase activity. The record is from RefSeq and is a predicted model, not a curated record.